Messenger RNA from Penicillium canariense, 1011 nucleotides. Its product is annotated as dihydrodipicolinate synthase family protein. The record is from RefSeq and is a predicted model, not a curated record. The transcript has a single exon. The coding region runs from base 1 to 1011 and encodes 336 amino acids. Gene Ontology annotation, molecular function: 4-hydroxy-tetrahydrodipicolinate synthase activity. Lineage: Eukaryota; Fungi; Ascomycota; Eurotiomycetes; Eurotiales; Aspergillaceae.
AUGCCGCUCACUCCCCUCCGCCCCGGCGUCUAUGCGCCAACUAUGACCUUCUUUGACCCCAACACUGAGGAUCUUGAUGUUGCCACGAUCCGCCACCAUGCGGUGCGCCUGGCCAAGGCUGGUCUGGUCGGUCUGAUCACCAUGGGCUCGAACGGUGAGGCUGUGCAUCUCACUCGCGAGGAGCGCUCUACAGUGACCCGGGAGACUCGAUCCGCCCUGGACGAGGCCGGCUUCACCAAUGUGCCCGUGAUCGCCGGUGCCAGCGAGAACAGCAUCCGCGGCACCAUCGAGCUGUGUAAGGAGGUUGCCCAGGCCGGUGGCGAAUAUGCCCUCAUCGUGCCCCCUAGCUACUACCGCUACGCCGUUGGCAACGACGAGACCAUCUACGAGUACUUCACGGCCGUCGCCGAUGGCUCGCCCAUCCCUUUAAUCCUCUACAAUUACCCCGGGGCUGUCGCCGGCAUCGACAUGGACUCCGACCUCAUCAUCCGCAUCUCUCAGCACCCCAACAUCGUCGGCACCAAAUUCACCUGCGCCAACACCGGCAAGCUGACGCGUGUCGCAGCCGCCCUCGGCGCCGUCACUCCAGCAUCCCCCUUGGCCCCUGCCCAGCGCGCUGCUCCCACCGUCUCCAAGUCUGAUGCGAAGCAUCCCUACGUUGCCUUCGGCGGCAUCGCCGACUUCAGCCUGCAGACCUUGAUUUCGGGCGGCUCGGCUAUCUUGGCCGGUGGUGCCAACGUCCUCCCGCGCCUGUGCGUGCGCAUCUUCACCCUCUGGUCCGAGGGCCGUCUCGCCGAAGCCAUGGAGGCCCAACAGCAGCUCAGUGCGGCGGACUGGGUCCUCACCAAGGCUGCCAUUCCCGGCACCAAGUCGGCGAUCCAGACUUACUAUGGUUACGGCGGCUACCCCCGUCGGCCAUUGGCUCGCCUCAGUGAUUCCCAGGCUCAGGAGAUCGCUGGCAAGAUUAAGAGUGCGCUGGACGUGGAGCUGUCACUGAAGGAUAUAGCGUAA